GGGAUCUGCAGGGUGAGAUUUAUACAAGGAAAUCCGAAUGCAACUCUGACCCAUGUGGCCCACAUAUCUUAAACAAUUUCCACUUCGGACUUUAAGAGGCAUUUAUCUCCACCAUCGCCGUUGCUUGGGAAGUUGACAUUUUCAAUUAUUAGGGAGCGGUCUUUAUGACUUGAGCAUUUAAUACCCAACUGCCAAACGCGUAUGAUCGCGCCGCACCAUAUAUCCUUACUUCGAUAAUUAUAUUUCCUGGUAAGAAACUUCAAUAUGAUGCAGAAAUUCGAAACUCUUACGGCCUACCCCCGGCCCAGUUUGGGUGCCUGGAAUAUUAGGCGACAAUUCCUUCAGGAAUCCCUCAUUGCUCUUCAGCUGAAAUCAUCACCAUAAUAUGAAACAUCACCCAAAACUACAUCAAAAUGGACCCAUGUGCUACGUGUCGUGAUUUAGAGCCUCUACCAGGUUUCUCUGGUGGUUUCAUUACCGGCGGGACAGGACAGGACUUGAAAGACUCAGGAUCUACUUGUCAAUUAUGUUCGAUUCUUUGGGAGGGACUGGAAGUCUUCUGCUUGAAUAGUCCAGCCACGGUUCAAUGGAUGGCGCUUCGCCAGGCAGAAGACUCAUUUCGGCUUCAGUAUAAAAGAUCCUCAGCCGAGAGAGCAUGGAUGGGCCUUCAUUUCUACACAAAAUACUCACAAGACCGGUUCUCUGAUGUUUUCAAGCCCACCAACGACCUCGAGCCAGAUACUGCAUGUAUCAAGUAUCUUUCGCAAAUGAAGGGUUGGAUUAAGACUUGCGAUGAAAAGCACCAGGUCUGCAAGAGUCGUCAGAAUAAUUAUCUCCCUACUAGAGUGUUAGAUGUCUCGCGCGACCCGGACAGAAUCUUUCUUUACGAGCCAGCGAAAGCGGAUAAAGGACCCUAUACUGCGUUGAGCCAUUGCUGGGGUGGUGUUGUUCCCAUUAUAACCACAGAGAAUACCUUAGAUAAGUUCAAGGCGGGGAUUUCGAUUGAGGCGUUCCCUAAAACGUUUCGCGAUGCGAUUCUAGUAACGCGGGAGCUUGAGUGUCGGUAUAUUUGGAUUGACUCCCUCUGUAUCGUUCAAGAUAGCAAGGACGAUUGGAGGCAUGAAGCUUCGCGCAUGGCAGACGUGUACGGUAAUUCCUACGUCACUAUUUCAGCCACUGCGUCAGAAAAUAGUAGUGGUGGCCUUUUCCGUCGGCACGACCCUCUAGACCUUAAACAUACGGUCCAGCGUCCUGCCGAAAAUGGCGUUUGUGCUACGGUGCAUGUGCGUCCAGCAUUGGAACACGCACCUUACUUUGCUAGUAGCCCUUACGGACUAGAAUCUUCGACACCUGGGCCACUCCUCGAGCGAUCUUGGUGUUUUCAAGAAUAUCUUCUGGCUCCUCGCGUACUAUCUUUCACGGAAUGGGAGAUACUUUGGUUAUGUUUAUCUAAACGAUCCUGCAAUUGCGGGGAGUAUAAUGAGGACAUGCGCGAUAUCGUUGCUGCGAGCGAUUUGAAGGCUAGAUUUGAUACGCAGCUCCGCGAUUCUUCACCGAAAGAUUUACGUCGACUCUGGCAAGACGUCGUCGAAGCGUAUUUGUUAAAGGGUUUAACUUACGACACCGAUAGACUACCUGCAUUGGCUGGAAUUGCGCAUUUAUUUUCGCAGAGGAGCUUAGGUCGUUAUGUGAACGGUCUCUGGGAGCCAACUCUUGUCGCCGAUCUUUUCUGGGGUCUUGAUUCGUCAUUUGCGCAAAACUACGAUAUCGUUGCGAAACGCACUUUACAUCAAGCAAUGCCGUCAUGGUCGUGGGCGUCUGUUUCCGGAUCUUUUCGCUAUGCUCCUAGUACUUAUGUUUUUGAGGGCAUUAAGAUCAUUAGUAUUUCAUGGGAACCGAUGAUAUCCAACCCUUUGGCACAGGUUUCUACUAAGACCAUAACUAUUCGCGGGGUACUCGUCCAGGCUCUCGCUUGGGGCGGAGCAGAUUACGAGAAAAAUCCCAGCAACCAUUAUCGACGAGUUCAAAUCCACAAUGAAAAGGAUCACAGUUGGUUGGUAGAUGUCACGUCGGAACUUUAUUGCGACCCUGACAAUCCAGCGGACGUUUACAUUUUCAGUGGUACCAAGGGUCCGGGACUCGUUCUUCGCAAUGUAAAGGGAUCUUCGUCUACAUACCAGAGGAUAGGCUUCAUUGAGGGUUAUCCACCUAAGCGGGAUGAACGCGGUUCAGAAACCAUUCAGAUGAUAUAAGAAGUGUCGCAUCAAUGAGGCGUGGGCCUCCCGCCAUGCGAUACCGAUCUUGGAUGAUGAAUUGUGAACCCAGAAUACGGGUACAAUUUUUCUACUUCAGUAAGAAACCGGGAACAAGCGACGAGGACACGAUGCCAUACUCAUGUCUAAAGAAUACUGAUAUACCUAUAUGGAAGCGGUUAUGAUGUAAUUACUGCAGAUUGAUCGAAGAUUUAUAGUUCCUACAGGAUACCAUUUCAAGUAAGCAUGGCCAACGAGUUCUUCGCAGCUGCCUAUCAUUUAAAUUAUGAAUAAAUGAAUGUUUUCGCAGAAA
Molecule: messenger RNA, 2565 nt
Organism: Hypoxylon trugodes
Lineage: Eukaryota; Fungi; Ascomycota; Sordariomycetes; Xylariales; Hypoxylaceae
Product: HET-domain-containing protein
Exons: 4
Coding region: 414-2252 (612 amino acids)
Source: RefSeq, a predicted model, not a curated record